Messenger RNA from Ochotona curzoniae (black-lipped pika), 854 nucleotides. Its product is annotated as prostatic spermine-binding protein-like. The record is from RefSeq and is a predicted model, not a curated record. NCBI's taxonomy places the organism in Eukaryota, Metazoa, Chordata, Mammalia, Lagomorpha, Ochotonidae. The transcript has 4 exons. The coding region runs from base 114 to 854 and encodes 246 amino acids.
GUGGGAAAGAAAGUGUCCCUCCCCCAGCCUCACUGUCUCUUCCCCUGCCAGACUCCUGCCCACCUCCACCUUGUGUGCCCACUGCCUGAGGCCUGGCCCGAGCCCCUCGAGCCAUGCAGCGACUCCUGACCCUGCUUCUCCUCACUGGUUCUGCGUGCUGUGCCCAGGAGAUGCAGGGCCCUGGCGGCGGCUCCUACUUCUACGUUCGGGGAGAAGAGCAGGGGGAGCUUCGGGGCAUCCGGGUCUUCGUGGGGCUGCUGGGCCUCAUCAAGGGCGUGCAGCUGCAAUUCGGACGCCACUGGAGCGCGCGCUAUGGAGCGCCUGGCGGCCACGCGCACGAAUUCCUGCUGCAGGCGGGCGAGCGAGUGACCGCGGUGGAGGGCAGCGCGCGCGCCUGCAUCCGCUACCUGCGAUGGACAACCAGCAGGGGGCGCCAGGCUGCCUUUGGGAGCCCGGGCGGCCGGCUCUUCAGCUCCCGGGCUCCAGUCCCAGGGCAGCAACUGCUGACUGCCAACGGCCAGCACCGGUUCUUAUGUCUUUCGGGAAUCGGCUUUAAGUGGGGAUUCGUCCAGGAGGCUCCCACCCCGGCGUCCACCGUAGCAUCCACUCUGUCACCCACCACUGCUCCUAGGCCAGAGAUCUCCCCAGUGUCCACCCUGCUGUCCACCACAGCCCCAAGCUCAGCGCCCACCCUUACGUCCACCCUGCCACCCACUGUGUCCCCCACCCCUGCAUCUACCCUGCCAUCUAUGGUGGCCCUCAGCCCAGUGCCCAUCCCUGCGCCAACUCUGCCAUCCAUGGUGGACCCCGGCCCAGCGCUCAUUGCUGCACCCACCCUGCCAUCCGCUCCCUAG